Messenger RNA from Carica papaya (papaya), 1051 nucleotides. The record is from RefSeq and is a predicted model, not a curated record. NCBI's taxonomy places the organism in Eukaryota, Viridiplantae, Streptophyta, Magnoliopsida, Brassicales, Caricaceae.
AUGGCUGAUUUAGGUGAGGAGUGCAUUCUAGGUCGAUUGCUUCCAUAUAGGGAAGGAAGAUUGCUUGCGGGUUUGGAAGGGACAUUCCCGUUUGGGAGGAAAUCCCUCACAGGUGAUGAAAAUUUUUUGAAUUUGAGUUUUGACCAUUCCAAAGCGUUAGAUUUAGGCUAUAUAUCUCCGAAACUACAUGAACUUCUCAAACUUCUCCAAUCAUUUGGAGGAGCUAAGGAAAUCCUAUGCCUUGUUUUUGUUCAAAGAAUUAUUACAGCUAAAGUGAUUGAAAGAUUAGUGAAGAAAUCAUCCUGUUUAGCUCAUUUUAAAGUUUCAUAUUUGACGGGGAGUAGCACAUCGGUUGAUGCACUGGCACCAAAAGUGCAAAAAGAAACCUUGGAAUCAUUUCGCUCUGGGAAGGUCAAUCUAUUAUUUGCUACUGAUGUGGUUGAGGAGGGAAUUCAUGUUCCAAAGUGUUCAUGUGUGGUGCGCUUUGAUCAGCCUAAGACUGUCCGUAGUUAUGUCCAGUCCCGUGGACGAGCUCGACAAACUAAUUCACAGUUUUUCAUCUUGCUUGAGAGGGGAAACAUGAAACAUAGAAAUCAACAUUUUGAUCUCAUCAGGAGUGAAUAUUCAAUGAUGGAUACAUCUAUAACCAGAGAUCCCGAUACAUGUAAUCUUAAAGUAUUUACUUUUGACGAUACAAAUUCAUACAUUGUGGAUGCAACAGGGGCAUCGGUUACUGCUGAUGCUAGUGUCAGUCUCAUACAUUGUUAUUGUGGAAAGCUCCCGGGUGAUAAGUGCUAUGUACCAAAGCCCAGUUUCGACUUUUCCUUUUCUGGAGAAACAUAUGAAUGUAAAUUGACAUUGCCUGCUCAUGCGGCUUUUCAUUCAAUAGUUGGUCCCCCAAGUAAGAAUUCACAUUUAGCAAAGCAGCUUGUAUGCCUUGAAGCAUGUAAGAAGCUACAUCAAAUGGGUGCUUUGAAUGACCAUCUCUACCGUCAUUGAUGAGCUUUGGAAAUGGGGCCAGAUUAGAAAGGAAGAAAUCAGCUUCAGCAGG